CUCACAGAACCAGGAAGUAACUCCUCCUUUCAGAGAAAACGAAACUGAUUUCUUGCACCGUGUCUAAAUUCAGGAAAAUGGCCAAGGCCAGUAUUUCAGUAGAUCAGGAUCAGUUCAGCUGUCCAGUGUGUCUGGAUCUCCUGAAGGAUCCGGUGGCUAUCCCCUGUGGUCACAGUUUCUGUAAGGUGUGUAUUAAUGGUUGCUGGGAUCAGGAGGAUCAGAAGGGCGUCUACAGCUGUCCUCAGUGCAGAGACACUUUCACUCCAAGGCCUGUUCUACGCAGAAACAACAUGCUGGCUGAAGUGGUGGAGAAACUGAAGAAGACUGACCUCCAAGCUGCUUCUCCUGCUCACUGUUACGCUGGACCUGGAGAUGUGGAGUGUGAUUUCUGCACCAGGAGAAAACACAAAGCUGCCAAGUCCUGUCUGAUGUGUCUGGCCUCCUUUUGUGAAACUCAUCUGAAACCUCACUAUGAAGUUCCUGCUUGGAAAAAACACACAUUAGUUGAAGCCUCAGGAAAUCUACAAGAGAAGAUCUGCUCUGAACAUGAUAAAGUGCUGGAGAUCUACUGUCGUACUGAUCAAAGAUUCAUCUGUUAUCUGUGUAUGACGGAUGAACACAAAACCCACGACACUGUCUCAGUUAAAGCUUACAGAACUGAAAAAGAGAGUGAGUUAAAGGAGGAGCAGAUAAAAUUCCAGCAGAGAGUCCAGGAGAAGCAGAAGAAGGUGCAGGAGCUGAAACAGGCUGUGAACACUAUAAAGCUCAGUGCACAGACAGCAGUAGAUGACAGUGAGAGGAUCUUUACUGAGAUGAUCAGCUCCAUGGAGAAAAAGCGCUCGGAGGUGACGGAGCUGAUCAGAGCUCAGGAGAAGGCUGAACUGAGUCGAGCUGAACGACUCCUGGAGCAACUGGAGCAGGAGAUUGCUGAUCUUCAGAAGAGAGUCACUGAGCUGGAGCAGCUUUCACACACACAUGAUCACAUCCAUUUCCUCCAGGCUUUAGCUUCUGGACGUCGGUCUCCACCAUUAACCAGACCAGAUUUUGACACGUCCAGCAUCACUGUCCCUCAACAUCUGUCAUUUGAUGGAGUGAGGAAUUCUCUCUCAGAUCUGAAGAAGAGACUGGAGGAAUUCUGUGAGGAGGAAUUCAACAAAAUCCCUCCACAUGCUGCAGCAGUUCAGAUCAUUUCACCAUCAGAGCCACAGAGCAGAGAAGAGUUUCUGAAAUAUUUCUGUUAUCUGACUCUGGAUCCCAACACGACACAUCCUCACCUCAUUCUGUCUGAGAAGAACAGAGUGGUGAGAGUCAGUGAGAGAGAGCAGCAGUACUCUGAUCAUCCAGAGAGAUUUGACUCCUACAGACAGGUGUUGUGUAAGGAGAGUGUGUGUGGACGCUGUUACUGGGAGGUGGAGUGGAGCGGUGGUGUGUCCAUAUCAGUCUCAUAUAAAGACAUCAGCAGGAAAGGACGGGGUGAUGAGUGUGGGUUUGGACGCAACAAUCAGUCCUGGAGUCUGUGGUGUUCUUCUUCUUCUUCUCUCUCUUUCUAUCACAACAACAUUAAGACUGAUCUCAGAGUUCCAUCACCCUCCAGAAUAGGAGUUUAUGUGGAUCACAGUGCAGGAACUCUGUCCUUCUACAGCGUCUCUGACACCAUGAAGCUCCUCCACAGAGUCCACACCACAUUCACUCAGCCUCUAUAUGCUGGAUUCAGGCUCUACUGGUGUGUAGGUUCUCCAUCUGUGAGAUUGUGUGAUCCAGAAUAAUGUGUGUAGAGUUUUGUGUAAAAUUCCUGCACAUUACCACAUUGUUACUCCAUCAUCUGUUUUACUAGCACACAAUCCAGCUGCACAAAAUACAGUCAUUUUUAUUUUGUAAGAAAAACAGAUGAGUGAUUAAAAUAAAAAAAUUAAAAUGAAUGGUUUAUUAAAAACUUAAAAUUAAAAUCAAUAUUUCAUUAAAAAUUAACUGUCAGACAAGAACCUAAUAUAGUUUUAAAAAAGAAAUGAUCAAAUGAUAUCUGUAUGUAAAAUACACAUUCAUUUUUUGAAGUAUAAAGUAAAAUUGUUGAAAUUUCACUGUAAAGCAUUUAACAAUAUUUAAACUACAUUAAAUCACACAGUAGAUGAUUGGUUAAAGCGUUGUCUUGUGUUCCUUCCAUAUUCAGCCUGGAUGAUGAUUGGCUGGCAGACAGACAGAAUUUUUGCUUUCUAAAAUGCUGAUUGUCGAAUAAAUAGUUUUGUGGCUGAGUAAUGAAGAGUGUAAAGUAACUGGGGAGUUUUUUAUUCCAAUUUUAUCUGCAUUCAGAAUAUUGCUCUAUUCUGUGAUUUUUGGGAUUAAUUUGAAAUUAUUUUAGAAAUGUGUCUGAUUAGUGGAACAUUUAAGUGGAGCAUUUCUCUUUCAGACCACCAGAGGGCGCACACACCACUUCAUCACUUCACUUUUUAUUAUUUUAUUUUAAUACUCUGCAUGGACAUUUUUAAAAUUACACACACCAAAACAAACAAACAAACAAACAAACAAAAAAACAUGCAUCAGUUCCUCAACCAAGUAAAACAGAAUCAAGACAUUCCUCUUCUCCAUUCAUUACACAGAUGAAAAGUGCUGAUAUAACUCUUUAUGAAAUAUCCACAAGUUUGGUUUCAUUUUCAGAAAUCUGUUCUUGUGGAAAAAAUAAGUUUUCAAGAAUAUUAAUUACAUUAUUCACUAAAUCAUGUGUUCUAGCUUUUAUAGAAAUGCCAAAGAUCAUAUUUUCUCUUGCAAUAUCACAGAGAUUGUUAAAUUUAGGAAUAACCAGUAAUGCAAAUCUUCCCAAAAUGCACAGACAAAUUUACUCUAAUAAAAUAAAUGAUCUGUUGUUUCAGUUUGUUUAUAACAGAAUGUCCAGCUGUUACAGUCUAGACCAAAACAGCAUCUUAAAUGAAAUGGACUCUGAAAUGGAUUCCUUUUGCUUUGGGUGAGAUUGGAAAUCUAAAACAUUUCCAUAACAAUUAAAUCAAUGGUCUAAAUGUCAUAACAUCAUUGGAGAAAUAAUGGGAAAUUUGAAUUUUUGUUUGAGGAAAAAGGAUAAAAAUCUUUGACAAAGGUCUUCCUAAUUAUAAAACUGUGAAAUAUUGGACUAGUGAGAGCAGGUUAACUCCCCAAAAGCUGAGGAAGAUGAGGAGUUACAUGAUGAUUAUAUAAGUUUUAAGAUGUUUGAAUUAUAGAUUGUGGGAAUGCUUUGAUAACACCAUCAUACUGUUUUUGGUCCAGUAUCUUAAAUAAAAAAAAAUCCUGAGACAUUAUGUUUCCAGUAAUUACCUAAAAUGUACAUGACAGACCAUACUGCUUUCUCCAUCCAGCUUUUCUAAAAUAAAGACUUGUUC
This is a messenger RNA of Hemibagrus wyckioides, 3365 nucleotides long. Its product is annotated as tripartite motif-containing protein 16-like. Bases 78 to 1766 code for a protein of 562 amino acids. Lineage: Eukaryota; Metazoa; Chordata; Actinopteri; Siluriformes; Bagridae. Gene Ontology annotation, molecular function: zinc ion binding; protein binding. The record is from RefSeq and is a predicted model, not a curated record. The transcript has 6 exons.